Diatraea saccharalis (sugarcane borer) is the source of this 2009-nucleotide messenger RNA. The record is from the annotation of a GenBank genome assembly. NCBI's taxonomy places the organism in Eukaryota, Metazoa, Arthropoda, Insecta, Lepidoptera, Crambidae.
UUUUAACUGGUUUUGCUUGCUUAAACUUCAGAAAAUACUCUAUAAAAUAGGGAACAUAUAGGGAAAAUAAACUUUAUGACUACAUAUAGUGUAAUCUACUUAAAUACAAAAUGAUACUAAACUACAUUCCUCGUGUUACUCAGGUAAAACUAGCAAGACUACUUUAUUCUGAUUUAACUUUAUUUUUUUUUUACACAUAAAUGACGAUAUAUUUACAAUAUUAAUCAAAAUUGUUCCUAUUUGAUAGUCUAAUAAAUAAUCUCGCAACUUUUAGCUGGAUGCGGUACAAUUGGACAAGCAAAUUGAAGAACUCUUUAAACAUUUACUGCAUCAAUCUACAAAAUAUGUAAAGCCAGGGUUUUUUGAGCCAUAUCUGCCAGAAAUAGACCUGUUUCUGAGAACAUGGAUAUUUAAAUAUUCAGUUUAUAGCAAGAGAAGCACUUUUGGGCAAGAUAUUUUGUCACUUAAUUAUAAAAAAGACAACUUUACAAAUAGCAAAAUUUAUUGGUAUUUUGGAUAUACUAUAGGUCUUAGAUAUCUUAAAGAUAGGGCUUUAUACAGUUUUACAUCAAAUAUGAGAGUGCAAAAUUUAUUUUACAAAAUAGAAAUGUUCCAAGUUGUUGGAGAUAUUUUAAAUUUUUUGCGAUUCAUACAAAGUGGUAAACAUCCUAUGCUGAUUGAUUUCUUUUUGGGUCUUGAAUUAACUGCAGAAAAAUUGACGAGAGAGGAUCUGACAGAUUUUUCAUGGACCCGGGAGCUUUUAUGGCACAACUUUAUUGAAUUAAUUGGUACAGUAAUGUCGUUAAUCAAUAUGUUUGGGUUAAAAAGAAAAUUAAUGCAGAUGUUGAAAUAUGCUUGGUGGAAGCCAAAUACUUAUUCCAGAGGACAAAUGACUACACCUGUUAUGUUAUCUCAAACAGAUUGUACAACUUGUUUAAACAAACCGGUAUUGCCUCAUACCAUGGGUUGUUCACAUAUAUUCUGCUAUUAUUGUUUGAUGGUAAUUAUUUUGGAAAGUUAUUACUUUCCUACUGCUGAUGGUAAUUAUUUUGGAAAUUUGUAUUAAUCCUUAUUGAUACAUGUAAUUUUUAAUUUCAGGCCAAUAAAAUUGCAGAUCAAGAUUAUGCAUGCCCAAAAUGUUAUUACAAUGGAAAAGAUAUAAAAAGAUUUACUGUUGUUUAAUAUCCAUAACUAUGAAGUAAUGUUGAUGUUGUGAUAUAUCAAUAUACUACACAACAUGUACAAACAUUCAAUUGACUCCUGCCUCGGAACUUGAUAUUCUUUGGGCUACUCCACAUAUUGCCAUGUGUCCAAAAAUAAAGAAAUAAAAACAUUUCAAAAAUUAGAACCAACUUCAAAUUGUAAAAAGUUAAAAAUUGUUUCUUUUCCACAACAUAUUAAAGUAAACCUGAAUUCACUCUUAUGUGAAUCUUUAAGGUUGAUGUUUGAGUGACUCUCUUUACAAUAUCCGCGAUCACCGAUAACCCGCAAACAGUUCAACAAGUUCCGCAAAGAAACAGCGAUACCAGCAUUGCCAGAUUUUUUUUUUGCCAAGUCGGGAUUUUGAAACUUUUUGAGUGAAAAAAGCGGGAGUCUAUUGUCGAAUGCGGGACAUAGUAUAUAAUCAGAAGUUUUCAAAUAUUAUUUGCGUUUAAACAAAAAGCAGUUUUAAAAAACGCCAAUUAAAAAUCAAACAACGUGUUAUGCUUAAAAAUUUUAAGUCGUUAUUUCCACCUCUAAUUAUAAUUAUGCGCCGGGCGGGUGUCCAGUCCACACUUGUUCAUGGCACCCGGCUGCGCUUUCUCAGAACGCUGCACGCACGGUCGAGUUAUCCCCGGAAGCGGGACCAAACCUGUCCCGCGCGGGACAUUUAAUUUUGAUUUAAAAAUCGGGACGUCCUGCCUAAAUCGGGACCUCUGGCAACGCUGAGCGAUACGUAGACAUCUUUAAGAGCCCUAUUAAAAAUUUGUACUCUGUGAGAUAAGGUAUUUUGAAGCGUCCCGAGCUCU